GAAGGGCACGUACAGGAUCCUGCAGUUGUCAGAGGAAGACACAAAAGGAAAGGGAGCCCUGUCCUGUGUAGAAGUCACACCUGUUAGAGAAGAAAGGCAGAGGAAGAAAGACAGGUAGAGAGAGCCCUGAGGCGAGUGAGAGCUGAAUGGACAGAGGGGAAGCACAGGAAACGAGACUCAAGCUGGGCCCUUGGAGACCGGGAAGCAAGGAUGGAUCAGGCACCAAGUCCACCCAGCUGCUUUGGGACCUCAGAUCUCAUACCUUGGACUGGCAUGUGUCUCAGAUCCAUUCAUGUAUUCUCAGACACACAGUCCUUCAUUAUCAUCAGAUAAGUGUGCCUGAGCUCAGACACACCACUGUGCUGAGUGUACUCCUUCACACAGGCUACAUUCCCGGUGUGUGGGUCCUACCCUCUCACUAGCACUGUGACCGUGGGCAAGUUAGUUAAUCUGAUCCUCUGCUUUCUAUAAAGUGGGAAAAAUAAUACAUCAUUGUGUCAUUGGAGUCCAGUGGAGGGUGUAGGAAGAGCUGUCCUGGGGACGCAUUCAAGCAAAUCCAUCCUGUUUCCUGUGGCUCCAGCCACAUUGAGUUGUCAAUGAAACAGAGACACCCAAGAGUUCAGAGACAUCCUGCUGUCCUCUGGCUCCAGGCACCAGGUCGCACUGGGCCCCAGAAAGAAGGCUACACAUUCAUUGAGCUAAGCAUUUUUGCUAGGAGACAAGAGAUAGCCCUAAAAUAACCCCAUCCAUCCAUCCAUCCAUCCAUCCAUCCAUCCAUCCAUCCAUCCAUCCAUCCGUUGAACGAGUGCCUACUCUGAGCCAGCAGUGUAUUAAAUGGUAGAGGCAGAAACAAAGAAUUAUGACAUGUGACCCCUGCCGUUUAGGUAGCCGUGGUGUGGGAAGCAGAGUGCUGCAGUGGAACAAGCAUAGACUUUUGGAGCCAAGAGGCCCACGUUUAAUUCCUAGCUCCAUCAUUCACUAGUAUAUGGCCUUGAAACUGUGCGUGUGUGUGGGGGGGGUGUGUGGUGGCCAACCGAGUCCGGAGCACGUGCUGCCUGAGCCGCUCAGCCAACAGACCAACACAGGAGUUGGACCAUAGAAUAAACGUUUAUUAUCAGAGCACCGGUGGUCAGAGAAGGCAGCGGGUUAACACCUUCAAAGCUGCCUUAACAUUCUCAGACCAGCUUGGGAUAUUUAGGGGAAAAUCAGGGCAUUCUCCCAGAGAUUGCAUGACAUCCUGGAGGUCUGUUCUUCUUUCAUGAUGCCCCUCUCUGUCAUUGCAACUCUUUGGUGGCAUCAGGGAUCUGGGAACGGUGAGGGGAGUAACCUGGGAAGAAGAUAGAGUUUGUAAUUAGCAAGCAUACCGACAUUAAUUAUGUGCUACAGGGUAAUCUUCUAAGAUGAGCGCACGGGGGCAGGGCACCCUCCCCCAUCCCGGAGGCAUUCUGAGCUCAAGCUGCAGGGCUUCUAUUACAGGGGUCCCAGCUGGGCCCCUGCUUCAGCCUUAGGGCACGUCACUUCCGUUCACCCCAAUGUUGUCAUCUGUAAAAUGGGGCUAAUAAUUCCUACAUUUCAAAGUUCUUGUGAGGAUUAAAUGGGGUAACAUGCAAAGCACCUAGCCCGAGUUAGACGCUCAAGAAAUAGGUUUCAUGCCAGGCCCUUUAAAAGCAGGCAUGAGGUUAGAAGAUGAGAAGAUUCUAUGGGGUUCAUGGUUCUCACUACAGCAAGAUAACUCAUUCAUUUGACCAUGUUUCAUCUUGUCUCUGGACCUUCCCAGUAUGGAAACAGCCCAGUCUUAGGAAGGCUUUCCAGGUAAUUCCGGGAUUCCUACCUUUCGCACAGAUGGGGGUCUCCGGCCUCCAGGAGUUUACCGAUUGGUCUGAAUACCCAGUGGGGUUGGGGGGACUUGAGCAUGGGAGGGCUCAAGGUUAAAGGGAGGUCAGGUCAAGCGAGGUAACUGUUCUCCUCCAAGGCGAAGGAGAAGGGACAAGACUGCUGGGCCGUGCGUAUCCCCAGGUCCUCGCAGAAAGCCUGACACAUUGUGGCACGAAAUAAAAUUUUUAAAUGAAUGAAAUGAGCUAGGAAAUUCACGCUCUCCUAGUCUGAUUGUCUUUGUUCUCGCUCCCCUUCGUGGAGAGCCUGGGUGUUUUGUUCUGGAAUAGCUGCAGCAGGUACUCUCAUGGACUUUGGUGUCCCUUCUGCAGUAAGCUCCACCAUUGACACAUGGUGGCCCGACAUGUGGGGGCAGGGCAGAUGCAGCAGUGCAGGUCACAUCACCCCAGGUGAGCACUGGGGGGAGGGGACUAGAAUGUGAGUUCUGGCUGGGGCCAUGCCCUGCUCUGCCUGAGCUGACCCCCAGCCUGCCUCCUGCUUUCCUGGAGGCAAAGGUCUGAGAACUGAGACUCGCUCUGGCUUCCUCUUGAUGGGGAACCCCACAGAAGGUGCUGAGAGGGGCCGAGAGACAGUGAGAGGGGGGCGCCUGAUGGAAAACUACAGACUGAGAUUCUCACUUCACACCCAGCCCUGCUGGGAAGUUCUAAAAUACAAAGGGGAAGCUCAUGCGGAGGGAAAUUUCCCUUUUCUCCCCACAACUUCCCCUCCUCCACACCACCUUGACCUGAAAGAGACCGUGCCUAUUCUGAAUGAAUGGCCUUGGGACAGUCCUGUGUCCAGCACCGUGAGGGCACGCUCGGGAAUAGUGACGAGGACCCUGUCCUGGAUAAGCUCACUGGGCACGUAGCACGGGACGGACAUACACACUUAUUCAGUACAAUUCCCCACUGACAGCUGCCAGGCAAUCAAGCACGUCCCAGCUGUAUGCCUUAGUGCUGGGAGGUCACUAGAGCGUUAUUACGUUGCCUAGGACCAGACACUCCAUCAUCCCAGCCCUGCUUCCAGAGGACCCACAGCAAGUACUGACUACUCCCCUGAAAAACCUGUGUUAUCCUUAGCACUAUACCCUAUUGUCUUCAGCCUUUACAGCAGCUCAGUGAAGUGGGUAUUGUUAUCUACCUUUUACAGAUUAAUAAACUGAGGCCGACAUGAUCGGUAAAUGACAAAAGGAAGGGUUCAAACUCAAGUCUGUCUGACUGCAAACCUGUGUUCUUUCCAGAUUGGGCUCUUUGAGGUGUGCUCUGGGCACUUUUCUCUAGGAAAAUCCCAAGGAAAAGGGUAGUGGUGGUGAAGGGCCAGAGCCUGCCUUGAAACCACAGAGGCAGGUACUUGGUGGAAAACUCCAGCAUCUGAUUCACCCUCCUCCCGUGCUUGUCACUGGCGCCAACGCCCCUUCUGAGUUUCUCAGUUCCCAGCCGGGAGUUGGUGGCUCCAUCCUACUGCUCUACUAAAAGAGGGCUUGUCCUCUGCCUGUACAUCCUGACCUCCUCGUCCUCGGAAGGAGCCAGUACUGAUACCAGGAGGGGGCAAGGGAGGCUGUGUGAAGCCCAGAGAAGAGGUGUGAUUUGCCUAAGGUCACACAGCAAGUGAGAGACUCAACUCGACCACUUAUUGUAUUGGCUGUGCCCAUCUCACGAUCCUGCCCCGUUCCCAGCUCGGCGGCUUCCCAAUCCAUUACAUGGCUAUGGACAGAAAAAUGGCAGUCCCUGAGGAUGGGCCUCCCGUGGUCUCCUGGGUCCCUGAGGAGGGAGAGAAGUUGGACCAGGUGAAGGAUCGGGGCCAAUGGACCAACAAGAUGGAGUUUGUGCUGUCAGUGGCCGGGGAGAUCAUUGGGCUGGGCAAUGUCUGGAGGUUUCCCUAUCUCUGCUACAAAAACGGAGGUGGAGCUUUCUUCAUCCCCUACUUCAUUUUCUUCUUCACCUGCGGCAUCCCUGUGUUCUUCCUGGAGGUGGCGUUGGGCCAGUACACCAGCCAAGGAAGCGUCACAGCCUGGAGAAAGAUCUGCCCUCUCCUCCAGGGCAUUGGUCUGGCGUCUGUGGUCAUUGAGUCCUAUUUGAACAUCUACUACAUCAUCAUCCUCGCCUGGGCCCUCUUCUAUCUGUUCAGCUCCUUUACCUCUCAGCUGCCCUGGAUAACCUGUACCAAUACCUGGAACACAGAGCACUGCAAGGACUUUCUGAACCACUCGGGAGUCAACACAGUGACGCCCUCUGAGAACUUCACGUCACCUGUCAUGGAAUUCUGGGAGAGACGUGUUCUGGGCAUUACCUCAGGUAUCCACGACCUGGGGGCCCUGCGCUGGGAGCUGGCCCUGUGCCUCCUGCUUGCCUGGGUCAUCUGCUACUUCUGCAUCUGGAAGGGGGUCAAGACCACGGGCAAGGUGGUUUAUUUCACAGCCACGUUCCCCUACCUGAUGCUGGUCAUCCUAUUGAUCCGAGGCAUCACGCUUCCCGGAGCCUAUGAGGGCAUCAUCUAUUACCUGAAGCCAGAUUUGUCUCGUCUGAAGGAUCCCCAGGUGUGGAUGGAUGCGGGCACGCAGAUCUUCUUCUCCUUCGCCAUCUGCCAGGGGUGCCUGACGGCCCUGGGCAGCUACAACAAGUACCACAACAACUGCUACAAGGACUGCAUUGCCCUCUGCUUCCUGAACAGUGCCACCAGCUUUGUGGCCGGCUUUGUGGUCUUCUCCAUCCUGGGCUUCAUGUCUCAAGAACAGGGGGUGCCCAUCUCUGAAGUGGCCGAAUCAGGUCCUGGUCUGGCCUUCAUUGCAUUCCCCAAGGCUGUGACAAUGAUGCCCUUAUCCCAGCUGUGGUCCUGCCUUUUCUUCAUCAUGCUCAUCUUCCUAGGGCUGGACAGCCAGUUUGUCUGUGUGGAGUGCCUGGUGACGGCCUCCGUGGACAUGUUCCCUCGGCAGCUCCGGAAGAGUGGGCGGCGAGAGCUCCUCAUCCUCGUCAUCGCCGUCACGUGUUACCUGAUAGGGCUCUUCCUGGUCACCGAGGGCGGAAUGUAUAUCUUCCAGCUGUUUGAUUAUUACGCCUGCAGCGGCAUAUGCCUGCUCUUCCUCGCAAUGUUUGAAGUGAUCUGCGUCAGCUGGGUGUAUGGGGCAGACCGUUUCUAUGACAACGUUGAGGACAUGAUUGGCUACCGGCCGUGGCCCCUGGUGAAGAUCUCCUGGCUCUUCCUGACCCCUGGGCUUUGCCUGGCCACUUUCUUCUUCUCCUUGACCAAGUACACACCUCUCAAAUACAACAACAUCUAUGUGUACCCUGCCUGGGGAUACUCCAUCGGCUGGUUCCUGGCUCUCUCCUCCAUGGUCUGCGUCCCACUCUUUAUCGUCGUCACCCUCCUGAAGACCCAGGGUUCCUUCAAGAAGCGCCUGAGACAGCUCAUCACCCCUGACCCCAGACUGCCACAGCCCAAGCAACACCUAUGUCUGCAUGGAGGCACCAGCCAGGACGGUGAGCCCUCCCCAGUGAAGGAGGGACUGACAACUGGGAAGAAAGAGACCCACUUAUAGGAUGUGGCUGGAAGCAAAGUGACUAGUCAGCCAAGAACCUGGGUCAGGGCCACCUUCUCCCCGCAAUGGACAGCCCUCACCUUUGUCUCCACCACAGCCCUGCUGAGAGCCUCUGCAGUGUCUGUGGGCACCCCCAGCCGGAGGCCAGACUCCUCUCCUCUCCUCAGUUGGAACAGCUCUUCCUGGUGGUCUAAAGUUGCUCCCACUGGAACAUGCUACGUGUGAAGCGACUCCCUGUUGGGACACCCAUCUUACUUAUAAAGGAGGGUGGUCUUUUUGUAGUCCACCAUCUGAUUAUAACACAUUACACUGUGAGGGAACUCCCACUGCAGGGAUGUUUCCUGUUCGGGCUUACUAUAUUUAUGCUUUGAGAGUAUAGCGCUAAUUGGAACACAUAUCAUGAUCUG
This is a messenger RNA of Rhinolophus ferrumequinum (greater horseshoe bat), 5814 nucleotides long. It is a transcript of the gene SLC6A12, whose product is annotated as solute carrier family 6 member 12. Gene Ontology annotation, biological process: sodium ion transmembrane transport; neurotransmitter transport. Gene Ontology annotation, cellular component: plasma membrane. Gene Ontology annotation, molecular function: gamma-aminobutyric acid:sodium:chloride symporter activity. The transcript has 16 exons. Bases 3572 to 5407 code for a protein of 611 amino acids. The record is from RefSeq and is a predicted model, not a curated record. Lineage: Eukaryota; Metazoa; Chordata; Mammalia; Chiroptera; Rhinolophidae.